This is a messenger RNA of Trypanosoma grayi, 1185 nucleotides long. RefSeq names its product putative S-adenosylmethionine synthetase. The record is from RefSeq and is a predicted model, not a curated record. Gene Ontology annotation, biological process: S-adenosylmethionine biosynthetic process. Gene Ontology annotation, molecular function: ATP binding; methionine adenosyltransferase activity. NCBI's taxonomy places the organism in Eukaryota, Euglenozoa, Kinetoplastea, Trypanosomatida, Trypanosomatidae. The transcript has a single exon. Bases 1 to 1185 code for a protein of 394 amino acids. Gene Ontology annotation, cellular component: cytosol.
AUGUCCGUGCGCCAGAUUCUCUUCUCUUCAGAGCAUGUGAGUGAGGGACACCCUGACAAGCUCUGUGAUCAGGUAUCAGACGCUGUGUUGGACGCGUGCCUAGAGCAUGAUCCACUCGCAAAGGUUGCGUGUGAGACGUGCUCCAAGACGGGAAUGAUCAUGAUCUUUGGUGAGAUCACCACGAAGACGGUGCUUGACUACCAGAAGGUGGUCCGGGAUGCCGUGAGGGAUAUUGGGUUUGACGAUGGGGAGAAGGGCCUGGACUACCGCUCGUGCAACCUGCUUAUCGCCAUCGAGCAACAGUCGCCCGAGAUUUUCCAGGGCCUCGGUGACUUUGACGGUGAGAACCUUGGUGCCGGCGAUCAGGGCAUGAUGUUUGGCUAUGCAACUGAUGAGACGAAGACUCUGAUGCCCCUGACGUACGAGCUGGCGCGCGGUCUCGCCGUGAAAUACAGUGAGCUUCGCCGUGAUGGCACACUUCCAUGGGCUCGCCCUGACGCGAAGACACAGGUAACGGUUGAGUAUGAGUAUGAUACGCGCGACGGCAAGCAGUUGCUGACGCCCCAGCGUGUGGCUGUGGUUUUGAUAUCUGCUCAACACGACGCCCACGUGUCCAACGAGACCAUCCGUGCCGACCUCAUGGAAAAGGUGAUCAGGGCAGUGAUUCCUGCCAACAUGCUUGACGCCGACACAAAAUACCACCUGAACCCCUCCGGGCGGUUUGUUAUUGGGGGCCCUCACGGUGAUGCUGGUCUCACCGGCCGCAAAAUUAUCGUCGACACGUACGGCGGUUGGGGUGCUCACGGUGGUGGUGCUUUCUCAGGAAAGGACCCCUCAAAGGUGGAUCGCUCCGCUGCGUACGCUGCUCGUUGGAUCGCAAAGUCACUUGUGGCUGCAGGCCUUGCGAAGCGAUGCCUUGUUCAGUUGGCAUACGCCAUUGGUGUUGCGGAGCCGCUGAGCAUCCACAUCGAGACUUAUGGUACUGGCAAGUAUGACGAUGCUCGUAUUCUUGAUAUAGUAAAAAAGAACUUUAAGCUGCGUCCCUACGAUAUUAUUAAGGAGCUUAACCUCCGUCGGCCCAUAUAUCAUAUGACCUCCCGUUUUGGUCACUUUGGCCGUGAAGACACGACCGGAAAGGGCGGUUUCACGUGGGAGCUUCCCAAGAAGCUUGAUGUGUCAUGCUAA